Messenger RNA from Rhineura floridana, 2425 nucleotides. RefSeq names its product leucine rich repeat, Ig-like and transmembrane domains 3 (gene LRIT3). NCBI's taxonomy places the organism in Eukaryota, Metazoa, Chordata, Lepidosauria, Squamata, Rhineuridae. Bases 1 to 1992 code for a protein of 663 amino acids. The record is from RefSeq and is a predicted model, not a curated record. Gene Ontology annotation, molecular function: protein binding. The transcript has 4 exons.
AUGUAUUUUAUUGCUGCUGUCUGCAUCAUGAUGAGCUUUUUGAAAGAAGUGCAUAAUUUUUGUCCAUCUCAGUGCACUUGCAUUUACCAUGGCAUAAGCAAUGGCACUGGAACAAGGCCUGUGCUGUGCAAUGAUCCUGAUAUGUUUGAGAUCCCUGUAAACGUUCCUGUGGACACUGUAAAGCUCCAGAUAGAAAAGACUGUCAUACGAAAGAUCCCGUCGGAAGCCUUCUACUAUUUGGUGGAUCUCAAAUACCUGUGGCUCACCUACAACUCUAUAGCAAGCAUUGAUACUAGCAGCUUUUAUAAUUUAAAGCAGUUGCACGAAUUGCGUCUGGAUGGGAAUUUGCUAUCAAGUUUCCCUUGGGAAUCUUUGGUUGAGAUGCCUAACCUCCGAACGCUUGACUUACACAACAACCAAGUGACCAGUAUUCCAGUGGAGGCUGGCAAAUAUCUGAGAAAUCUCACUUACCUGGACAUAUCUAGCAACAAAUUAACCUCCUUGCCUUCAGACCUCAUGGAUAUCUGGUUUACUUUUUCUGAAACAGGAUCAUCCAGAAACAUAGACUCCAGAAAUUCAGGCUCCAUAGUACAGAGGGUCAUAUUAGGUUUGCAGGACAAUCCAUGGUAUUGUGACUGUCAGAUUUCCAGGCUAAUUGAAUUUUCCAAAAUUGUGGACACCACUGUUCUGCUUCUGGACCCUUUUGUGGCUUGCAGUGGACCUGAGAGCUUGGCUGGGAUCUUGUUUCAAAGAGCAGAGCUGGAACAGUGCUUGAAACCAUCAGUCAUGACUUCAGCUACAAAGAUAAUCUCCCCCCUAGGAAGCAAUGUCCUACUACGCUGUGAUGCAACUGGCUAUCCCACCCCACAACUCACCUGGAUUAGGUCAAACAGUGUACUGGUGAAUUCUACAGUUAUUCAAGAAAGUCCAGGUGAAGGUGUAAGAUGGUCCAUCAUCAGCUUGACAGGCAUUUCCUACAAGGAUGCAGGUGACUACAGGUGCAAGGCCAAAAAUUUGGUGGGAAUGUCAGAAGCUUCUGUUAUGGUCACUGUUGUCAGUGUUGUCACCACAACUGUUUCUCCACGAAAGUAUGGGAAAAAGACUGGAGCAGAACAGCAAAACACCACCCAGGAGGAGAUCAAACAAGAAUCUUUAAAUGCAACCACCUCUUCUAUUCCAGUAUUGCCUACAACUACCUCUUCUCCUCUAACAGUGGCUACUACUGAAAGGCCUACAACUGAAACAACCAGUGACAACAAACAACCCAAGACUAUGCCUGAUGGAAAAAAUAAUUCCAAAUCAAUUUCAAAUGGAAGCAAAGAACAGCCAGGUGAUAUUAGCAAGAAGGAUGAUGGGGCAUCACUCAGUGCAGCAACAGCAGUUGAAAAAACCAUUGUGGUAAAAAACCUAAGAGCAAUUCUUAAAACUGAAGAAAGAGUGACCUUAAUGUGGAAAACUGCCAAUGCUACUGGCAACUCUGCUCUGACUGUGUUGUAUUCAAAGUAUGGGGAGAAAGACAUGCUGCCACUGAGCACAGACCCCACAAAAAACAAAGUCACAAUAGAUGGUUUGGAACCCAAUACACAGUAUAUGGCCUGCAUCUGUCCCAAAGGUAUUCCACCUACAAAAGACCAAUGCAUCAUUUUCUCCACUGAUGGAAUUAGUGUGGAAGAUGAUGCUCAGACUUCCAUUUUGCUGGUAGCUAGUGGGGUGGCCUGUGCAAUUGUUUUACUGUUAAUACUUUUCUUACUAUAUAAACUCUUAAUGCUUCACAGGAAACCAAAAUGUAUUAGAGAAGAUGACCUUGCAAAAGAGACUUACAUCAAAUUUGAAACCCUUUCCCUUAAACAACGUUCAGUGGGAGCAGGUGGUGAUCUCUGGGCUUGUUGGAACACCGAUGAAUCAGAAAGACUAUUGCUUUGUUCUAGGUCAAGUAUGGAUUCUCAGAUGAUCUUCAAAAGCGAAGGUUCAAGGUCAGAGUAUCUCUGCUGACUCUGGGUGUUCAGUGGACCAUCUGAAGACACCUAUUGGGGGACAGGGGAGUGACUGCAGGCUUGUUUCUGAUAUUAGAUCAGUGCCAGUUAUAAAAUGUGAGCAUCAAGGAGCAGCACUGACUAGCAGCCAAAGUCUUUAGUGGUGGAACAUGCAGAGAGGAAAAGAUGGCUUUUCAAAAGCUAACAUUUUGGAACUUUUAAAAUUAUUUUUGAAGCAAUUCUGCCUGAUUUAUAUUCUCUGCCUUUUUAUUAAUUUGCUAUUGUUUAAACAAAAUAUUUUGUGUGAAACAUAUACCAUCAAGUCAAGUUAUCCAUUGCUAUCCAUGUUCCUUGCUUUUAUAUAAACUAAAUUUAGGAUAAUAGAUAUUAAUUUUUUUUGCUCAGUUAAAAUAAAAAUGUUAGAUUUCUGUGCUUGAACACUUGAAAGAUAA